Molecule: messenger RNA, 5089 nt
Organism: Paramisgurnus dabryanus
Lineage: Eukaryota; Metazoa; Chordata; Actinopteri; Cypriniformes; Cobitidae
Gene: nfatc3a
Product: nuclear factor of activated T cells 3a
Biological process (GO): calcineurin-NFAT signaling cascade; cytokine production; regulation of transcription by RNA polymerase II
Cellular component (GO): transcription regulator complex
Molecular function (GO): DNA-binding transcription factor activity, RNA polymerase II-specific; transcription factor binding; RNA polymerase II cis-regulatory region sequence-specific DNA binding
Source: RefSeq, a predicted model, not a curated record
GUUGAUAAAAAAAAAUCAGAGGAUGCAGUGUUUAGCAUCUGUGCUAGCUUGCGUCUGCUCAUCUGGCUGGCUGGCUGUCUCGGUCGUGGGAACGACUGAAAUUACAUCGCUCUCAGGGUGGGUUAUUUUGAGCCGCGGCAAAAGUGGCAGGGGGCAGGCUGCAGGUUCGCUGGUCCCUUCAGAGACGGACUCCCCCCUUAGCCAGCAAGUGCCACCAGACGAAUUGUUGGACUAUUCAGCCACGCGCUGCCUUGCUCUGUGUGUGCCGAGAUCAGAGGAGAACUGUUACAAUGCUGUGCGCUACGUCCCCAGAUCUAGAACCGGAUGAUAACACCUCAUUUUACAUCUUAAAUUUGGGCCAGGCUCCUUCAGUGGUCAGCCAAUCACACAGUCUUCAACGGCAUGGAGGUCCACCCCCAGCCCAACUCAUUUCCACCUCUCCCUCCCUGCAGGCCCACCACAAGGCCUACGAGCCCAGCUACCAGCCUCAGGACUCUAAAUACACACCCACAGGGGUGGGGGGAGGAGGGAGCGGCCCACCUAAAGCCUUUGAAUGUCCCAGCAUCCAGAUAACCUCCAUCUCUCCAAGCUGCCAGCAGGAAAUGGAAACCAGUGAGGAAGAGAUGAGAGCGAAGGGUCCGGACAGAGACUACCAUGACAGACCCCUGUCUCGCAGUCACCUGUACCUGCCUCUGGAUCACUCAUACCGGGAUUCGUCCCUGAGCCCGAGUCCGUGCAGCAGCCUAUCCUCUCGUAGCUGGUUCUCCGACGCGUCAUCGUGCGAGUCCAUCUCUCAUGUGUACGAUGACGUGGAAUCUGAGCUGAACGAAGCAGCGGCCCGAUUUACCCUUGGGUCGCCACUCACCUCGCCAGGCUGUUCUCCGCAGGCCGGACCGCAGGAGGACGUAUGGCAACAGCAGCAGCAUCAUCACCCCGCCUUUACACACUCCCUUUCUCAUUCACACGCCCAUUCGCUCUCUCCCCGACAAUCACCCUGCCACUCACCCCGUACGAGCAUCACAGAUGAAAACUGGCUGAGCCCUCGCUCACCCUCUCGUCCCUCUUCGCGCCCGACCUCACCCUGUGGAAAAAGACGCCAUUCCAGUGCUGACAUAUGCUACCUGGGCUCUUUAUCACCCCAUCACUCCCCAACUGCAACACCCGGUCCCUCACCCAGGGGCAGCGUGACCGAAGACACCUGGAUAGGAAGCCCGUCGAUGGGUAUGUCACCUUUCCAGUGUUGUCCCUCCGAGGCCGACAUACCCUCCAAAACAAGGAAGACCUCCCAGGACUGUACAGCAGCAAUCCAGCCAGCGAAGGGUGACCUUGGCAUGGAUGAUCCUGGGAAUGUAUCUCCCUUACUAGACUCUCCUGUUGAGGAUGGCAUGCACGGAUUAAAGAAGGACGGACCUGGAGAACAGUUUCUCUCUGUCCCAUCACACUUCACAUGGAACAAACCCAAACCAGGACACACACCCAUUUUCAGGGCGUCAUCUCUGCCUCCUCUGGACUGGCCCUUGCCAAAUCAGUAUGGACAGUACGAGCUGAAGAUCGAAGUUCACCCAAAAGCUCAUCACAGAGCCCAUUAUGAGACAGAAGGUAGCCGAGGGGCCAUAAAAGCCACUUCAGGUGGACACCCUAUUGUCAAGCUCACUGGCUACAAUGAGAAGCCUGUAAAUCUACAGAUGUUCAUCGGGACGGCGGAUGAUCGCUAUUUGAGGCCGCACGCUUUCUACCAAGUUCAUCGCAUCACAGGAAAAACAGUCGCUACGGCAAGCCAGGAAAUUAUCAUCUCCUGCACGAAGGUUCUGGAGAUUCCCCUCCUUCCUGAAAACAGCAUGUCUGCCAGUAUUGAUUGUGCUGGAAUCCUGAAGUUGAGGAACUCCGACAUCGAGCUGAGGAAAGGAGAGACAGACAUUGGACGGAAAAACACUCGGGUCCGCGUGGUCUUUCGGGUUCAUAUCCCACAACCCAACGGAAAAGUCAUCUCGCUGCAGGCUGCUUCAAUUCCAGUGGAGUGCUCUCAGCGCUCAGCACAGGAGUUACCUCAGGUUGAAAAGGCCAGUAUUAGCAGCUGUACAGUGAGUGGAGGAGAGGAAAUGGUCAUCACUGGCUCCAACUUUUUCCCAGAGUCAAAGGUCAUCUUUCUGGAGAAAGGUCUUGAUGGACGACCACAGUGGGAGGUUGAGGCGAAGGUCAUCCGAGAGAAGAGUCAAGGAUCGAACAUCGUGGUAGAGGCGCCUCCAUAUCACAGCAAGACGGUCAGUGCAGCCGUGCAGGUGCAGUUUUAUGUGUGCAACGGCAAACGGAAAAGGAGCCAAUCGCAACGCUUCACCUAUCUACCAGUCUUGGUCAAGCAAGAACAUAGAGAUGAUCUGGACUCCCCAGCCGUGCCACCCAUGUCUAUGCCCCUGGUCCAUGCUGCCAGUUUGGUUUGCGCUCAGCCGCUGUCCUCACCAGAGCACUCCCACCCACCAGACAGCCUUCUGUCCAGCUCCCCACGUGGGCUGGCUCCAGGCCUGCACCCGCUCCAGGCCCCCUGCGCCCCAAUGGGCUCUCCCACUCUACCCCACCUGCCCCAUCUUCAGGCUCAAGGGCUGAAUGCCCCUCCUGAAUGCCAGAUGCCCUUCCACCCAGGCCCUGCUGCCACUGCCAGAUCUUCAUACACACCUCUACAGCACAACAUGCCCUUCAAUGGCCAGCACAGUCUUCCUAUGACUGCAGGCUCCCCACAGGCCUAUGAGCGGAUGCCUUUUCAGCCUGACGGGUGUCACGCCCUGGGUUUGGGGAUGGUGUACGGCCCAUCUUCUUCAGCACCCACCUCUGGAAUGGCAGCGGGCCCGGCCUCUAGCCCCGGCCAUGCGAGUAGCGGCCAGCUCAUGGGACACUCUGCCCCGCAUCUGCACUCUCUAGGUUAUCACUGCCCCACUCCAGGGCAGGUUCCCUCACCCACUCACACACUGGGACAGCCAGCACCGCAACUCCAGCAUCCACUGGUGUACCAUCCGGCAGGACAGCGGUCUGCUUCCUGCCCAACGCCAUCCAGCGCUCCUGUCCAUAUGGUGCCAUCCCCACACUCUGGGCCCUCCUCACCCCAGCUCCAUUCGCUUCCCUAUCAUUCACCCACCUCACCUUCUCCAACAUCCAACAGCCCCUUGGGGCCUUUACCGCUUUCUGGACAGCCUUCCCCCCAGGCUAGCAGCCCUGUCCUGGCUGGGUUGUCCCCAACGGGGUCUUUGGUGAACCCACUUACCCAACAGGGAGAGAGGUUGAGCAUCAAACAGGAGCCAGAGGAUAAAGAGCCCACCUUCCGUACCAUCGGCUUGCAGGACAUUACACUUGAUGAUGUGAAUGAGAUCAUAGGCAGAGACAUGUCUCAGACCCCCGGAGCUCACGGAGGCGCCCCGGCUGCACACAGUCAGUCCUAGCCAAAAUCAGACGAUCCUCGGAGGACCGAGCGACAGGCUUACCCCCCCAACCUCCUGCCUAAAGUCCAGAAAUCACCAGUGUGGAUCCAGAAGCAAACAGAACCCUGCUUCAUAAAGAUUCAUCAUCCUCACACACAAGUAAAGCUGGAGAAGAUGACAACAGAGUUGGGCCGUAUAUGCAUGCACACAUAAUAACAAAAUCAGGUGUCAUGCAUAUUUCCGCACGCGGUUAUGUAAGAGAGAGAACUUGGAUUGAAGUUGUCAGGCGCACAAGGUUCUCCUGGAAAUUAAAACGAUAAUUCAGGGCUCUCUGACAGCAUAAUAUAUUAUUUGUAGCUUGCGGAUAAACCCUUAUAUUGGCUAGCUAUGCAGUGCCCUCAUCCCUGAACAGAAUAUGCAAUUCUGCAGUCACUUUUGUUCGAGAUGCCCAGCGCAAUGUCUCACAUUCUCCCAGUGCUGCCCCCUAGUGGACGGACCUUUGGGUGCUCCACUGAGUCUGUAGUAAUAUGCAACAUUCCACGUGUCUAGUGACCUUUCUGAACUGUAGAUAAUCUGUUUAAUGAUUGACCCAUUUCCUCUUCAGGUUGAACAAAAAUGCCUUAUGUGCUAGCUAGUGAUUGUGAUAAAGCUUUCCGCUGAGAACUUACAUUAGAUAUCUGUUUUCGACAAGGACACUGUUGAAUUCAGUUUUGUGUAUUUUAUACUUAGAAGUAGCAGACCUUGUGUUCUUGAGUGCUGUGAAUUUGUGUUUGUCAAAUAUUUCACAGUGCUGUGCUUUCCAGUUAAAGGAAUUGUUCUCAUAGUCUAAAGACAAAAUAGAUGUACAGAUGCGCAUGGGUAGAUGAACUCGGAGAGAUGACUGAAAACUGAUACGUCCAUUGAACUAAAUGAUAUGUUGAUACUAUGCUAAGACUCGCUAUGUGCCUUUGAUUAGACAAACAGUUAUGCAUGAACAUAUGCAUUGGACAACUUAACAUUGCAAGGUGAAAGUCUUGAAAAUAACUUUUUUGUUUAUUUGUUUUUGCAUUCUGACAAUCAGCGAGUAGACUUUAGGUAUUUUCCAAUAUUGAUGUCCUUUCCUCUAAUCAAAACCAAACCCAUCAAAUCUUCUUAGACUUUCAUUUGGAUCUUUUUGUUCAUAAUCUGGAAGAUAUUUGUUCACAAAAACCCAGUUUUUGACAUUUCCUCUGGUCCUGACACAGGGGAAUAGACGCUGCAAAAGCAGAUGCUGUCUCUUUAUAUGUAUUUAGCAAAUUGAUGAAUUUUUACUCCUUGCCUUGAAUUUUUGGAUUUAAAAUUUGUGUGAAUAUUUUUCUAAUUCUCGAAAAACAGGCGCAGUCAAAAAGUUUUUUUUUUUUUAAUUUUUCAAGACUUGCAGCUGUUACAAUGACUGUUAUGUCAAGUUUGAUGCUAUGCACUAUAAACCUGCCUUUUGCCUUUAAGAAAAAAGUACAAAAAAAGACAACCUUGAUGCCUCUAGACUAGAUGCUGUAGAGAUGCUUAGUAGUAUUUUAGUGUUGUGUGAGUCUGUGUAUGCACAGAGCAAGCAUCUUAAUGUUUUGUGCGUAUGUGCUUAUGUCAGGUUAUAUUCAAUGAAUUGUAGAUAUUUUGUAUCUUUCAAAAACCUCCUUGAAUCUGAAUGGUAAACAAGCACAUUGAUA